AUGAAGACAAAGUUUGGGGUCACGAGCGUCAGCAAUGGGGGGGAGGCCUUGUCUCUGUUUGGAAACCCGCGAAUCAUCCGCAUUCGACUCGCUUCCAAGGUCAACCGCGCAACCUGGAAAGGUGGCGCUUUCACAGUCGGAAGUGCUCGAUGCUUUUCAUACAACGGGAUUGCACGAAAGACUAUGCGGAAACGGGCCGACGGCACGACCGUCGUUAGUGAUUCAUCGUCUGGAGGCGUCGAAGACAAGAUAGUUUACUUUCUGAUCGCCGUGGUGAGGCUGCGGAACCCCGGUGAGGAUGGAGACUAUGCCCGCCUGUACGACAUUGAGUCACGCAACAUCCUUCCCACCGGAAACCAAGAGCAUAUAGACACGUUCAACAACAAAUUAACCAUAAACUGCAUACGGCAUGGGCUGGAGAUUGGAGACCAGAUCUCCGACCACGAUCCUAUGGGCGAGAGACAAAUGGAAGGUCUCUGGCAGAAGAGAAACGUCCUUCGGAACCUGCCCGAGCAGCACACCACUAAUGCGAUACGAACUACCCCUGCAGUGCCUGUAGAGCGUGUUCCAGAACAGACCAUUCCUCAUGGAAGGAAGUCGAAUACGCCACCAAUUAGCUUGCAACCACCAGCUGCACGUCCCGCUGACGGGUUUCCUAUCCCACCGCACCCGCCGAACGGGCCUCGCGUUGACAGAGGAGUCAAGAGGGGAAUGAACCCCGACGAAAAGAUCGGACAUGAUGACUCCAAGAGACCCAAGUUGACCGACGGUGAUGCGCUGCCCCGGGGUGGUGCCAUGGCGCCACCGUCUCACCAGGGCAGAUGCUCAGGGUGCCUCCGACAAUAG
Diaporthe citri is the source of this 846-nucleotide messenger RNA. RefSeq lists its product as uncharacterized. NCBI's taxonomy places the organism in Eukaryota, Fungi, Ascomycota, Sordariomycetes, Diaporthales, Diaporthaceae. Bases 1 to 846 code for a protein of 281 amino acids. The transcript is spliced from 2 exons. The record is from RefSeq and is a predicted model, not a curated record.